Messenger RNA from Salvia miltiorrhiza (redroot sage), 2540 nucleotides. Its product is annotated as probable galactinol--sucrose galactosyltransferase 1. The transcript is spliced from 13 exons. The record is from RefSeq and is a predicted model, not a curated record. Bases 11 to 2404 code for a protein of 797 amino acids. NCBI's taxonomy places the organism in Eukaryota, Viridiplantae, Streptophyta, Magnoliopsida, Lamiales, Lamiaceae.
CUUUUGGUGUAUGAUUUUUUUUUUUUUGACAAACUGCCAAAAUCCAUCACACUCUUGCUCUAGGCGCCAUAGAAAUACGUUCCGUUUAUCCCAUUGCACAAAUCGCAAUCCUCCUUCCCAAUUGCGAAAUCAAAUUCUCUGCUUCACCGCUAUAAUAUUAAUGGCAGGCUUAUCUCUUGCUGACGGAAAGCUGAGCGUCAGCGGAUAUUGCAUUCUCAGCGACGUUGCUGAAAAUAUUUUCCUAACUCCCGCAGAAAAUGAGCAGACCACUUUCCUUGGUGUCAACUCCGAACACCGCGGCAGCCGCCUCGUCUUUCCGGUCGGCAAAAUCAAGGGAUUGAGAAUUCUAUGCCUCUACCGCUUCAAGUUGUGGUGGAUGACUCAGUGGAUGGGGACACGUGGCCAGGAUAUACCGUGUGAGACUCAGUUUUUGCUGGUGGAGCUACCUCAAGAGCAAUCGAAUUCAGUUUAUUACGCUGUUUUUCUGCCGAUUAUCGAAGGGGAUUUCAGAGCUGUGCUUCAGGGAAAUGCGCAUGAUGAGCUGGAGAUCUGCUUGGAAAGUGAAUUGCCGUUUGCAGGUGAUCCUUCUGUGCGACAAUUUGAAGGGAGGCAUUUGGUUUAUGUGGCGGCUGGGACCGACCCAUAUAGCGUAAUCGAAAAUUCAGUCAAGUCCUUGCAAACUAAGCUCCAGACAUUCCGCCAUCGUAGUGAAAAAGAGAUGCCUGAUUUUCUGAACUGGUUUGGAUGGUGCACGUGGGAUGCUUUUUAUACUGAUGUGACUGCUGAGGGAGUUAAGGAAGGAAUAAGAAGCUUGAUUAAAGGUGGAACACCACCAAAGUUUGUCAUCAUUGAUGAUGGAUGGCAAUCAGUUGGCAUGGACCCCAGUAGUACAGAAGCCAAAUUUGACGACACUGCCAAUUUUUCAAAUCGGUUAACUAGUAUCAAAGAGAACCACAAGUUCCAAAGGGGCAGUGAGGGGGAUGACACUGCAGAUACAAGCACUGGAUUUAGUCAAUUUGUUGCUCAGAUGAAAGACCAAUUCGCUCUCAAGUAUGUUUACAUCUGGCAUGCGAUAGUAGGUUACUGGGGUGGAGUAAGCCCUGAUGUUGCUGGAAUGGCUCAGUAUGACCCGAAAAUAGUAGCUGCUAUUCCAUCACCUGGUGUGGAGUCCAAUGGCAUUUGUUUCGUGUUGAAGAGUAUCAUGAUGAACAGUGUUGGCCUUGUGAACCCGGAUAGAAUCUAUUCCUUGUACAAUGAUCUGCAUGCUUAUCUUGCAUCUAUUGGCAUUGAUGGGGUUAAGGUAGAUAAUCAAAGCAUACUUGAGACUCUUGGACUGGGGUAUGGUGGAAGAGUGAGGCUUGCAAGAAAAUACCAUGAAGCAUUGGAGGCAUCCGUGUCUAAAAACUUUAAGAAUAAUGGAAUCAUUUCUUGCAUGAGCCACAGCACUGAUGCAUUAUACAAUGCCAAGAAAGCUGCCACAGUCAGAGCAUCAGAUGAUUUCUUUCCAAGAGAUCCAGCAUCCCACACAAUUCAUAUAGCAUCAGUUGCAUACAACAGUGUUUUCCUUGGAGAGUUUAUGCAGCCUGAUUGGGAUAUGUUUCAUAGCUUGCAUCCUAUGGCCGAAUACCAUGGAGCUGCUCGUGCUGUAGGAGGCUGCACUGUCUAUGUCAGUGAUAAACCUGGAAACCAUGACUUUGAUGUUUUAAAGAAGCUUGUACUUCCUGAUGGCUCCACUUUGCGAGCCAAACUUCCAGGUAGACCAACAAGAGACUGCUUGUUUUCCGAUCCUACUAGAGAUGGAAAAAGUCUUCUUAAAAUCUGGAAUAUGAAUGAUUUCAAUGGAGUACUUGGGGUUUUCAAUUGUCAAGGAGCUUCGUGGUGUCGUACUAGUAUAAAAAAUCUGAUCCACGAUCAACAGCCUCAAACAAUUUUUAGCACCAUCCAACCAACAGAUGUUGAAUAUCUGCAGAGCACUGCUCAGAGCGGAUGGAAUGGAGAUUGCAUUAUGUAUUCCCACAGAGGUGGAAAACUCAUCAAUGUUGGGGCCAAUACAUCUCAUCCAAUUGAACUGAAAGCUCGUGAGUUUGAAGUAUACACAGUUGCUGCAGUGAGGCAACUGUCAAAUGGUGCUGCAUUUGCUCCAAUAGGUCUCAUCAAAAUGUUCAAUUCAGGUGGAGCAAUAAAACAAGUCGACUACGAGUCCAAGGAAGCUGGACGCGUGGAGCUUAGCGUUCGUGGAUGUGGCACGUUGGGAGCCUAUUCGUCCGUUAGGCCGAAAAUGAUUAUAAGGGAUAGCGUGGAGGAGCAGGAAUUUGAUUAUGAUCACAAGUCGGGACUCCUCACUCUCAAUUUACCACUUCCAGAUACAGAGUUAUACGAGUGGAACGUAGCACUUCAUCUUUGAAUAUUUGGUAAUGUUGUUGUUGCUUCAAAUAAUAUUUUGAUUGUUUAGGAUUCUGCCUCUUCCCUUCCUCCAAAGACCGUACACUAUACUGUAUUUUACGGAUUUGAAAAAUGGAUCUGUCGUGAUUCUGAAUCCA